CAACCAUCCAGACAAUCGGCAGCACAAGACAAGCAGCAUGGGCGGCGGCAACGGACAGAAAUCUGCGACCAAGCGCGAGCGCAACAAUGCGAAGAAGAUGAAGGAGGCCAAGCAGAAGAACCACGCUGAGUCCAAGGCUAAGAUGGAGGCCGAUAAAGCCGGCAUCAAGUGCAAAAUCUGCAUGACUACGUUCCUCAUUACGGCCAGCAGGACGCAGCUGAACGACCACUUUGAGAGCAAACACUCGUCUAAGGGCUUUACAAUCGAGCAGUGUUUCCCUGGAAAGGUCUAACGAGGCACCAGCCAGCGCGCCAGACGGAUCCAUCAUAGCACUGACGGCUGUGGGGUUACUUUCUCCAUCUUCAUAUUUUUAUACUUUUUCAAGCAGAACGAGGGAGGACCACUGGUCAUCUGUAGCGAGGCCUAUUAGUACAGUGCAAAAGAGCAGGCGAGAGAGUUAGGUGGCCAUGCUUCGCUGCGCUGCGGCUUGUCUUACCAAUAAGAGAAGCACCAACUUCGUUUUUCUUCUUC
Molecule: messenger RNA, 531 nt
Organism: Phytophthora infestans T30-4
Lineage: Eukaryota; Oomycota; Peronosporomycetes; Peronosporales; Peronosporaceae
Exons: 2
Coding region: 38-292 (84 amino acids)
Source: RefSeq, a predicted model, not a curated record